CACUGGUGAAGCAGUAAUGGUAGUAGACAACAUCUUCUUGUACAUUUGUGUACGUUAAAUGGCCUCGCAAAUUUGUUCAAGCUAUAAUGUGGAACAACUAGCUAAUUUUAGUUUAGCUUAAAGGAGACAACGGACGCACGGCACUGCGGGGCAGUUACCGUUUUAACCGACAUUUGCACGUCUCACCGCUCCUCUGUUAUGGCUCAAGGAAAACUGUGUUUUGGGAUUGAGAAAGGUCAGUUCUUUGUCAGUCAGUGUGUGGCAAGAGGACCAGAGGGAGGCUACGGCAACUAGCUAAAUGUGGGUCUGGUCACACUCGAAUGACUGACCGGUUGUCACCAUGCCGAGCCAAACGACUUCCCCGCGGCUGACAGUGACUGUGCUGGCCGCGCUGUGGGUCAGUUUGGGUCGGUGCGAUGUCUCCCAGUCUCCGGGGCCAGUAUGCGACAAUGGGAAGCUCUAUUUGGGUCGAGACCUGCCUGAGGAUGCUGUUUCCUGGGACUGCCCUGUGUCUUCUUGGCCAGAGUCUGCUCAGAGACUUCACAGUAUUGACACAGUGUAUGAUCCUGAGCCAGCCAGGCAGAUCUGCAUGGACAGAUCUAUUUCCUACAACCGCACCAUUCCCAACAGUGGAGCUUACAGACCAGUGAGGGCAGAGAGUGGAGAGUACUUGUACUGUCCUCCUCAACGGUGGCUCAAUAACUUGCACCAUGCAGCUACUGUUUUGCUCUACCAUCCCUGUGCUCCUCUCCACGAGCGGCUGCUUCUGUCUGACCUGGCUCGCUCCUGUCUGCCAGACUACAUCAUUACCCCACAUCCGCAGCUCAGUAAACACACGCCAGUAGCCUUGGUGUCCUGGGGUCGCACCUUGGAGCUGUCCACCGUGGCCUCCUCAGAUGUCUGUGAUUGGCUGGAGACCACAACACCUGCAAGAAAUGAGUUCGGUGGCGUGAGUCUGAGCAGGAUGUACAACCUGCUGUUAACCCGGUCAGCCGAGCACCAGCAGCAACGUGCACAUCCGGAGGAUCACCCAGGAAAUAUGAAGGAGUCUGUGAGGCGAUGCUGUGAGCAGACCAUCUCUUCUCUGCCGAAUGGAGCGACAGAGUCCAACAUGAAGAAGGAAAGCUUGCCACAAAUUAAAGAGCAAGGCAAAAGCCGGCUGAUAAGAGCUGCCAUACAGACCAACAGAACCACCCUCAGAAAGACAGGGGAUGGCCAGAGCUACAACAGCAUGCUUGGACCAUCAGCAGGUUCUCCUCCAGGGAACAGGACUCUCUCAGAUCCUCCUGGUCCGAGGAAAGCUCCUUCUCAGUCUAACAUCCAAAAUAUAAAUCAGGCUCUUUUGGGAUCAAAUAUGUCUGAGACUCUCAGAACUCAUUCCUUAGGAUUUGGGGAUCCUGGGUCUCAGAAAAGUGGGCUAACACUACAGACAGCAGCACAGCAGCCCAGUCUUAAACACAGUGCCCUGAGAAACCCAAGACCCUCUGCUGGGUUGGAUGUUCGUGCAGAAGACGUGAACAGUGAACAUAACCACACUGCCAGGCCAGAAGCCCUCAGCUCCAAAGAUGAAGGUACAGACUCUGUUGGACACCGCGUGGAAGAGAGUGACUCCAAAGAGAAACACAACACAGCAGAUGGCGCGAUGAAGGAUGGUGAAGUAGUAGAUGUCAAAGAGAGAGAGUUGGAACAUAAGCAAACACACAGUGACACACACUCCCGCCACGAGAGUGAAAGGACCGGCUUUGAUUCUGUUUCCAAAUUCCAAUCUGAGUCUCCACCCGAGCCACAACAACACCCGCCCGGCAGCCACGACUGUGACGGCUGCAUGGAAGGCGAACACUGCGAAUGCAACAAGGACGCGGGGGCAGAGUCUCAAGCUGGCGUCUUGAAUACAGGGUUGCCGAGGACCCCCAGGACAGACGAAGCUGUGUGGGCGGCAGCGGCACUGGGCUUCCUGCUGGUUCUCCUGACCCUGUCGGUGCUUCACACGCGCCUGUACCGCCACUGGAGGACCACGCCAAGUCUUUACUGGCACGACCCGCAGCAGGACUAUGACAGCGUAGCAGAUGUGAUCCGCAGGAGGCUACGAAUUGCGAAGAGGAGGCGGAAAAGGGGCAGAAGACAGGAGUGUGUUCUCCUGCCCAGCUCCUCCAGCUCAGACGAACAUCCAUAGACAAAUAAAGGAAACAUGGUGCAGAGUGCACCCAAGUCUCACUGCAUAAAGAGGACGUGAAGAGCGGACUGUGGGAAACAAAUUAGACCUUGAUGCGAGUGCAAAACACAUUGAAGGCAGCAUUCCUCAUAAUCAUACUAUCCAUACACCAUUAUAUAGCAGACAGUAUGCUGGACACUUUACCUGUCAUGUAGAUGUGGAGCUGGACUGGAGCACCUGUCAAAAGAGAAGGUGUUGCUGUAUAACCUGAAAGCUGAAGCUAAAAUACCACAUACUGUAGCUCCGCAAAGGUCUGUUAUAUCCUUUGUCCAGAUUGAUUGGGGACAGAGGACCUCUCUCUUUGCUUGCAUAAGAAUUGUUUAGAUCAGACCUUCAUUGUAUCUAUUUCAAAGGGGAAAAGUAGAACAUUUUCAGCCAUCCAAAACAAGCAUUUUAUAAUGAAGGCAAAUGAGUUCUCUAACAAAUACGCACAACCACGAUCAUAGAACGUUCAGUAGUCCAAAACGAAAUUCACCAAAUAACACACAUCAAAGAAUACUUACAAAAGAAGCUACUGUGUUUUGAUGUAAGCUUGUGCAACCCUCUUCAGUCAUGUGGUUCAGGAUCAGUCCCUUGACCCCUCGGGACAUCCCACCAGUCUAAACAUGACAUCAAAGAGUCCAAAGUAAAGCCCUCAGGUUGUAUUUAGUGACCCGCAGAUUUGAUAUAUUUGUGUGACUUCUUCCAAUAUGUCUGACCAUACGCCCACACAUCGCACAGUGUAUGCCUCAUUUUGCUAAUUCCCUCUAUUACAAUCAUUAUUCAGUCUCCAGUGCCGGUCUAGCCAUUUUUUUCGAGCGAAGGAUUGUUUUUAUUGUGUUGCGUUUUGUCUGUAGUUCUCAUGAGUAGAUUUAUAGUGAUGCCGUGUUGCUUUUACCUGUGAAGGUUUAGUCUGAAUAUGUAAGUUGCUGUUCUAAGCAACACUGUGUGCAGUGUGUGUUGUGGUUCAGAGGUACGAACAUGUGAAUAGCUGUAUUUUGAAGGUGUGUUUGGGCAGACACUAGAGAAGGUUUUUACAGAACAAUAAAUUCAUUG
This is a messenger RNA of Chelmon rostratus (copperband butterflyfish), 3247 nucleotides long. It is a transcript of the gene tp53i13, whose product is annotated as tumor protein p53 inducible protein 13. The record is from RefSeq and is a predicted model, not a curated record. The coding region runs from base 341 to 2173 and encodes 610 amino acids. NCBI's taxonomy places the organism in Eukaryota, Metazoa, Chordata, Actinopteri, Chaetodontiformes, Chaetodontidae. Gene Ontology annotation, cellular component: cytoplasm. The transcript is spliced from 9 exons.